GGUGCGUGCUCUCCAAAAUAUGUUGGUCAUUGUCAAGACACAUGAAAUUCACAUUUCUACCAGAUCAUAUAAAAAAUGGUGAUCUAUAAGAGCAAAUUACACAGUGAGCGUAAACUAUGAAACAAAAUUAGACAAUUUUUUUUGUUAUUGCAAACAAGGAAGUUGCAGUAUUAAAUAUGUAUGGCAUUGAGACGCAACCUGGUUUUGAAAUUACUAUUUAGAACUAGAGUUAUUGAAGAGGUUGCGUGCAAAUUUGAAAUUCAAGAUUUAUUGCUAACAUGCAAUAACAAGAAGUUCUACAAAGUUAGCUGAGAAUUUUUCAUCAAUUUCUUCCUACAAAAUGACAUUGGGUUCCUGAUUAUCUAUACUGUUCUUCGAAUUCAGAAUAAUUGAGUAUUCAUUUUCUAAUCUAUGUGAAAAGUUCUGUAGAGGAUGUUUCUUGCCAAAUACAUAUUUCUGUUAAGUUAAUAAAGCUUUAUCUUGCUAUAUAAUCUAGGUAUUAUGCUUGUCCCACUAACAAAACAGUUAUUGAUAAAAUGAAAGUCAAACUCUUCAAGAGCAAAAUGGUAUGUUCAGAUUUUUAUUCAGAAGGAAUUAGAUUUAAUCAAUAAUUCUAGUUGAUUUUCUGGCAUCUCCUACUUGACAUGCUUUGUAUAUUGACUAAAUUCGAUUGCACUUCACUCUUGUAUAUCCUGAAGAUACUUUAAACCAUAGGCCUAUUAAUUUUUCAUAGCAAAUCUGGAUAUUUGAUAUAUUUUUCUAGUUUAUACAAACAAGAAGACCUACCAAGAAAUCUUGCAUCAAAUUAGAGAGUCCCUCUUCUAAAUUGCUCUCAUACUCAUGAACUAUAUAUGCAUAAUAGCAAUGUAAAACAACACAAAAAGUGUAUUUCAUACCCAAGGUACAAUUUGAGUAUUAUUUAUACAUAAUCUCUCCAAAGAUUAUUUUGAUCCUAAUAAGUGAAGCAAAUUUUGCAUGAUUAAAAACAAUAUUGUAAAGUGGUGGAAAAUGCUUUCAAAUGCCAUUCAAGGGCAUAUAAGUGGGUGGCCCUUUCACCAUGGCUGAUAUGAAGGGGCCCUGGGAAACCAAGCAAGAGAACAAACCUACAACAAGAAGAUAAAGAAGAAGAAAUUAGAUAAAGAGACAUCCAUAUCUAAAACUGAAACCUAAUUGUUUAUUUUAGCUUAGCUCAGUUAGCUGUACUGGUGGUUAGCCACUGUGUGUGUGCUGAACUGUGGAAAUCCAUUCAAACCUUAGAUUCUUGGUUCAAUUCCAUAACUGCUCCCAUUGUAUUUCUGGCUAUAGUACCGUGGGACAACUAAAAAAUGGAGCAAAAUAUCUCUUAAAUUCUUAAGUAAUUUAAGCUUCGCUUAUCCUAAUUAAUAACUAUUUCACUUUACUCAUGGUUUUGGAGGUUGGAACAUUUUGUGAAUGAUGGGAAACAUGUUAGGGAAUGUUUUAAGUGGGUGCUUUUGAGUGAUUUUAUAAAAAUGAAGUGACCCCAUUUCAAAAUUACGAAGGUGGUUAAAUUACAUAUUACUUACCUAGAUAAGAUUACAAAUUAACUGUUAAGAUAAAGUUCUGUCUGGCCUAACCUGAGUUUCAUUGUGUGGCAAGGGUUAUGCAAAGUAGGUAAAGUACUGGCAGUACUGUAGAAUUGGUUUCAGAUUCAGGAAACAUUUCCAUAAUGUCAUCAUAUUGAGUUCAUAUUGUAUAAGUCAGAAGAUUGGAUUGGAAGUCUGAUUGUUACAUUGAUUCCAGUAUUAUAAUCAAGAACAUUUAGACAAUAAAAUCCAUGUUGGGAGAAUGAAUUAAGAAUAAGGAAGGACAUUUUGCAUAUGCUCACCAAUGCUUGGUUAGAAAACAGCUGCCCUGAUUGGUCUCUGCUUAGAGCUCAACACCAGAAACCUACAGUAAUCACCAUGAAAUUCGAUUGCAUUGACAAAAUCAUUAGUGGUUGGUUUGGUCGCUAUGGUAGGCUUCUUGCCAGGCAACCACUGCCCUUCCUUCUUUUACCACUAUUUUUAGUAUUUUUACUGUUGAUCGGCUUUUUGCAAUUCAACGUCGAAGAUGAUGUUGAGUAUUUGUUCACCCCAGAAGGAAGUCCUGGUAAAACUGACCGGGUGAUUGCAAGAGAAUUGUUCAAAAAUGGAGAUGAAGGAACUGAGUUCCUUCCAAAUCGUGCACUGGAAACAUUUAUACAACGUGGAGAAUUAAUCGCAACACCAAAAAAGGGUAAUAAUAUAUUAUCUGAGGUCACAUUUGGUGAAAUACUUGCUCUGGAUGAGGAUAUACGUGCAAUCAAGAUAUCCAUAAAUGGCACAGAAAAGGACUACACUGACCUUUGCAUGAAGUGGGAUGGGCAUUGCCUUACAAAUCCUGUGCUUGAGUUUUUUGAUAAAGACACAGUACAUCUACAUACUCGUAAUUUAACAUACCCAAAUGCAGUAAAAGACAAUGAACCACUAUUCAUUGGGAAAAACCUAGGAGGUGUGACAUUUUACAACAAAGAAGAAGGAACUGUAAAAAGUGCUCAAGCAAUGGCGAUACAUUAUCUUUUGUCUGGAAGUGAUCAGGACUAUGGAAAGGAAUGGGAGAAACGGUUUAUGGAAUUUGUUGCAAACGUUGCUAAAACAUCGAAAACCAUUGACAUCUGCAUGGCAACAUCAAUGUCUUUGGCGGACGAGAUGCUGAAUGCCAGUGUGAGGGUAAUACCACGGUUUGCUGCAACGUUUGGAAUGCUUAUCGUAUUUGCGAUUUUGUCUUGCAUCCAGCGUGAUUGGGUUCUCAGCAGGCCUUGGCUGGGUCUGCUUGGAGUAAUAAAUGCAGGCUUGGCCAUUUUAAGCUCUAUCGGUAUGCUAAGCUUUGGAGGCAUUAAGUUUAAUAUGGUAGUAGCCUCAAUGCCUUUCCUCAUUCUAGGUAUUGGUGUUGAUAAUAUGUUUCUUAUGAUAGCUUCAUGGAGACAGUGCAAACAGAACCUGUGCCUGGAGGAACGUAUGGGAAGAACAUUUUCAGAGGCAGCUGUGUCCAUCAGUAUCACCACUUUAACAGAUCUACUUGUUUUUGCGAUUGGAGCCAGCACAAAAAUACCAAGCGUUAGAAUGUUUUGUGCUUACGCAGGUCUUUCGGUUCUUUUUAUGUACAUUUAUCAAAUCACUUUCUUCGGCGCAUGCAUGGUUUACACUGGGCAACGCGAGUUAAAGAACCAUCACUGUUGUUCAUGUAAGAAAGUUCUUCCACGUGAGGAAGCACCAACACGACUCUAUCGCAUUUUUUGUGCAGGAGGUUUCUCUUCACGCACAAGGAAUUUUAACGUUGAUCUUGAACAUCGUGUGAUGAAGUUUUUCCGUGCGUACUACGGACCUUUUCUGAUGAAGCCGUACGUAAAAGUGUUUGUACUACUUGCCUUCAUUAUGUAUUUUCUCAUCGGUAUUUACGGAUGUGCAAGAGUGCAAGAAGGUUUGCGUUUGAAAUACAUUGCUGCUGAGGAUUCUUAUCCGUAUAAAUAUUACGACAAGAAAGACCAAUUUUUUUUACGUUAUGGCCCAUCAGUGAGCAUCAUAUUUACAGAUCCUUUACCCUAUUGGGAGGAAAAAUCUCAGGCGUAUAUAGAAGAAAUAACCAGGAAAUAUGAAGGGUCAGAAUAUGUAUGUAAAAAUUUCACAGAGUCAUGGAUUCGGGUUUUCCAGAAAUUUCUCUAUAUGACAUUGAAUACCACUGAUGUGGAGGAAAAGGUGUUUUUAUCCAUGCUUGAACAAUUUCUAGCAAGUCCUCAGGCAAAGAGGUUUAAUUUAGACAUAACAUUUAAUGAGAAUCGCACACAGAUCAUUGGCUCACGCAUACUUGUACUUACCAAUGACCUACACAAUGCUGUCGAGGAGCGCAACAUGAUGUUAGAAAUGCGUGAUCUCGCAGGAGAGGCAUCAUUUAACAUUACUGCCUUUGACUCUACAUUUAUUCAUUAUGACCAGUAUGUAGGUGUACUGCCAACGACAAUACAAACACUGGGAAUCGCAACAGCUAGCAUGUUUAUUGUCGCAUUGCUUAUGAUACCGCACCCAGUCUGUACAAUUUGGGUUACUUUUUGCAUAGUUUCUAUAGACAUUGCGGUGAUUGGGUAUAUGACAUUAUGGGGCGUCAGUUUAGAUGGAAUCUCAAUGAUGAACAUUAUUCUAUGUAUUGGCUUUAGUGUGGACUUUACAGCUCAUAUAACAUACGCGUAUGUAACCUCCCCUGAGAGUACGCCAAAUAAGCGAGCCAUAGAUGCUCUUCAUUCUUUAGGCAUGCCAAUUUUACAAGGCGCGUUGUCAACUAUAAUUGGCGUUUCAGCAUUAUGCACAGCACCUAUGUAUGUCUUUACAACUUUUUUUAAAACUCUGUUCUUAGUAAUGGUGUUUGGCGCACUCCAUGGACUUGUGUUUCUCCCAGUUUUUCUCACGGUUCUUGGACCGUGUAUGCCGCAUGCAGCUGAAGAGCAUCCGCAGUCAGAGGAUGUUGCACACUCCUCAAAUGAUGAGAAGAAGAAUACGUAUGUUGCUAUGAUACCGGUCUUUCUAGACGAUAAUAAGAAACAUGUAGUGGAUGCAUACAUUAGUGUUGUUUGAAGUAUGCUAUGCAUUUGUGAUGCUAGAAUCCAAUGGAAGUUUACAUGAACAUUUUGAGCUAGGAUAAGCUUACUUUACUUUAUUUGUGACAUGUAUUUCUUGGUAAUUGGUCCUCGAGAAGUACUUUAAGAAAACUGUUUAGGGUCAUUAGAAGUAUUGUCCUUACUGUUUUUUAUUCUCACUUAUAGUUAUAAACAAUUGUGUUUUAAAUGUUUUGGUUUAUAAUUAAUUUGCUUGAAUUUCUUGAUGGUUAAUUUUUUAUAUUUUGUAUAUAAUGCAUUUGGAUUGUUUUUUUUUGUUUUGUUUUGUUUUUUUUUUAAGGCAGUGACAAUAGUUACCCUGAUCUUAGAUGAAUUUUGAAUUCUGACUACAAUAGAAUCCAAAUCAGAAUUAGAAAUUCAAUUAAAACUGGUGUAACAAUAGCCACUCCUUAUUUGUGUUUUAAAUUAUUUUCAAUUAAAUAAAGCAAUUUUUUUUUUUUAGAAAAAAUAGUUAUUUUAUUACCUUAAAUUGGUAUUCGUAAUAAUUAUGAAUUCAAGGAAAACUGGUGUAACAAUAGCCACUCCUUAUUCAAUUUUUUUUUUACAAAAAAAAUUAUUUUACUGACUGAAAUUGUUAGAUGUAACAAUUAUUCAAAUGAUAGUAUAAUGAUUUAGGUUAGUGCAGCAAUACAUAAUUUCCUCCCUCUUACAGUACCAGUAUAUUGUUAUUUCACGUUAAAUGUAUGUGUAACAGUUAACCUACGUAAAAUUGAUAAAUGCAAGAUUGUAACGGACACGAGCAAGAAGCAAUGCAUUAUAAAUUACGCAACUUAAAUAAUUAUUUUUUUCUGUGUGAAUUUAAGCAGAUGUAUACCAUGUAAUGUAAUGGUAUAAACAAAUGUAUGUGUGUGCAUAUAAAUAGGAGGAUACAUCAUAGAGAAAAGUGUGUGAAGAGCAGAUUGGUUAGUUUUGUGUGAGAGGGUGGUGUGUGCUUGUACUAGGUUGUAGGCUGUGCAUGUGGGGAUAUGACUUAGUGUGUGUGGGGGUGUGUGUGUGUGUGUGUGUAUCAAUGUAGGAUAU
Molecule: messenger RNA, 5665 nt
Organism: Anneissia japonica
Lineage: Eukaryota; Metazoa; Echinodermata; Crinoidea; Comatulida; Comatulidae
Product: patched domain-containing protein 3-like
Exons: 4
Coding region: 1839-4604 (921 amino acids)
Cellular component (GO): membrane
Source: RefSeq, a predicted model, not a curated record